Neomonachus schauinslandi (Hawaiian monk seal) is the source of this 1591-nucleotide messenger RNA. RefSeq names its product protein FAM205A-like. Lineage: Eukaryota; Metazoa; Chordata; Mammalia; Carnivora; Phocidae. The record is from RefSeq and is a predicted model, not a curated record. The transcript has a single exon. The annotation marks the transcript as partial.
CCAGGACUGGCUUCCUCAGGAGGGAAGUGUGAGGCGGCUCCUGUGUGCGGAUACCUGCUGCGAAAUCUGCAAUGCCAUGGCUCUGGAGAUUCAGCAGUUGCUGGUGGGUGAGAACACCCUGAUCUCUCCCCCUUCAUCAGGGCCAUUGCAGGGCUCCUCUUGCCUAGAGAUUUUGUCCAUGUCUACUGUGUCUUUCAACCAGAGUCUGCAGCAACAUUCCCUACACUCCAAAUCACUUGCACUUGGAUCUGCAACCCCCCCAGUGUUGCAAUUAGUGGAUCAGAAAUCCUUAACACAGUCAGCUGUCCAGUCAGCUGGUACAGUCAGGAUCCAUGAUUGCUGGGCUGAACACCUCCAGCUGGGGCAGGGAUUUCAAAUGCCAGAGGUGCCCAGGGGCCCAGAGACUUUGUGUUGUUCAAGACUUGAGGAGCCUAGGGUUCCAGUGAACCAGCAGGAGAUGAUGCAGAGCAGCCCAACCCUUGUCUGUGGAAACCAAGGACAACAGUCCUUGAAUUCCCAGGUCUCUGUGCAGACCCUGAACGGAGAAAUCACUACCCUGACACACCCUAUGGCCUUGCAUAUGGUUACUGUCCUCCCUGCCCACCUGCCAUUCCUCAGUCCUGAAGUCCUAAGGCUUCUUGAGGUACAUGUGAAAAAAUGGAUGCAUUUCCAGAGGUGGGGGCUACCCAGACGUGUGGAGGAGUCCCUGAGGCAGCUUAUGCCAAAUCCGCCGUUGUUUUACCAACCUGUAAAUAACCAACCAGUUUCUUUCAUCCAGAAGAAUACUUCUCAGUUCUCUAUUGAAAAAUUCGGGACCUAUUCCUACCAGACCUGGGGUUCAUGUAUGGCCAGCCAGCCUACCCAGGCCUUCUGGGUUUCUGAAUGGUCCAUUAUGGAUCCAGAACAAAGACACCACCACCAGCAAAUCCCAAAUGAUAUGGCUCUGGCCUUGACCUCUCCAGCCCUUAAAGACUCAAGUGGCCUCUAUGCACUUCCUGGGUACCAGGAUCAUGACUCAGUGGGCCAUCUGCAGCAGAAAUACAGCCAGCUAUUCUGUGGACUCCCUUCUCUGCACAGUGAGUCCCUGGUUAACACCUUCCUGGGCUCUCAAAGUUUCUGCACAAAUGGGAGCAUGUCCAAGCAUCCCUUGAAGGAUUCUUUUCUCUUCAAGGAACUCUCCAUUCUCCCUCUGCUACCUAAAACUCCACCCCAGUCUGCCACACCCUCUUCCCCAUCUUCCCCAAACUGGGUCAUUCCAUCUGACUACCAACAACCUCAAAUCAGUGUCCCAUUUCUGACUCUGGCCGAGUGUGAUGCCCUGGAGUGGCACCUGCUGCAGAGGCAGCUCCAGCUUCAGUGGGGCUUGCCAGCUGUUUUCCAGAGACCUCAGCACACCCAGAACCCCAUGCAGUAUAGACCCUGUGGCAAAGCCCAGUCUCCUGAGACAGUGAAAACUUCCUGGCCAGUGAAACCCAUCACAGUCCUCACUAGGGAACUAGUCUUCUUCCCGGAGCAUGCCCGGAGGCUGCUAGAAUUCCACCUCCAGCGGCAGUUGAUUCACCAUCGCUGGGGCCUGCCCCAAAAGAUCCAG